AGCUUGCCAUUCUUCUCUCUUCACUCCUGGGUCUGGUGAGGCAGCUCCUUGUCGCCUUUUGUUGCAUUGGCUGUGGUUAUUUCUUUCCUGUGUCUCUUCUCUGAGUUACCAAAUUGCUGUUAGCUUAAGGCCUUGCCUUGACAUAAUCAGAGAGAUGAAAGAUGCCAUAGAAAAGAGAAAAACUUCAACCAUGCUUUAUGGCAGAGACUACACCACUCCCAAGGACUGUUUUCCAUACCUUCUAAUGGAGUCUGCUCGGUAGGGACAAUCAGCUUUGCUGGCCUCAUAGUGGCAGGAAGAUCAUGACUGGCUGGAGAAACGUAUCCCAGUGAAGGAAAGAGUCUGAAUUGUAGACUGUUGUCACCUGAUUCUGGAAAUGACUUUCUCCCUGGACUUUUCUUGGCUCCGGUGGAAAUGGCGAAGUCAAAAUGGCUUCUCCCAGUCCCCUUCAGAAACCACACCGCUGCUUUCUCCGGAGACAGGCAGGCAGAGCUACAACCCAACAGAGCAACGGGUGGUGUACCCCAACAACAGUAUGUGUCACCAGGACUGGAAGAAGGUCUCCAGGAGGUACCCAGGCAACAGCAUCUGUACAACCAAGUACACUCUCCUCACCUUCCUGCCCCAGAAUCUCUUUGAGCAGUUUCAUAGGUGGGCCAACCUCUACUUCCUGUUCCUGGUGAUUCUGAACUGGAUGCCCUCCAUGGAAGUCUUCCACAGGGAAAUCACCAUGUUACCACUGGCCAUUGUCCUGUUGGUCAUCAUGGUCAAAGAUGGCACAGAAGACUUCAAGAGAUAUUGCUUCGACAGAGAGAUGAACAGUGCCAGCAUUCAAAUAUAUGAAAGAAAAGAACAAAGCUACAUGCAGAAGCGCUGGCAGGAUGUGCGUGUGGGAGACUUCGUCCAGAUGCGGUGCAAUGAGAUUGUCCCAGCCGAUAUCCUGCUUCUCUUCUCCUCAGACCCCAGUGGGGUCUGCCAUCUGGAAACUGCCAACUUGGAUGGAGAGACCAACCUCAAGCAGAGGCGUGUUGUGAAGGGCUUCUCACAACAGGAGGUGCAGUUCCAACCAGAGCACUUCCACAGUACCAUCGUGUGUGAGAAGCCGAACAAUCAUCUCAGCAAGUUUAAAGGGUACAUGGAGCAUCCUGAUGAGACCAGGACUGGCUUUGGCAGUGAGAGUCUUCUGCUCCGAGGCUGCACCAUCCGAAACACCGAGGUGGCAGCAGGCAUUGUCAUCUAUGCAGGUCAUGAGACAAAAGCCAUGCUGAACAACAGUGGCCCACGCUACAAACGCAGCAAAAUUGAGCGGCGCAUCAACACAGAUAUCUUCUUCUGCAUCGGCCUCCUCUUCCUCAUGUGCCUCAUUGGAGCUGUAGGCCACAGUCUCUGGAAUGGUACCUUUAAAGAGCAUCCUCCCUUCGAUGUGCCAGAUGCCGAUGGGAACUUCCUUUCUCCUGCCCUUGGAGGCUUCUAUAUGUUCCUCACAAUGAUCAUACUACUCCAGGUGUUGAUCCCGAUCUCCUUGUAUGUGUCCAUUGAGCUGGUAAAGCUUGGGCAAGUGUUCCUCCUUCACAACGACCUUGACCUAUAUGAUGAAGAAACUGAUUUGUCCAUUCAAUGUCGAGCCCUAAACAUUACAGAGGACCUGGGACAGAUCCAGUACAUCUUCUCUGACAAGACAGGAACCCUGACAGAAAACAAGAUGGUGUUCCGCCGUUGUACCAUUGUGGGCAAUGAAUAUUGUCACCAAGAAAAUGCCAAGCGACUGGAGAUGCCAAAGGAGCUGGACUCAGAUGGUGAGGAGUGGACCCAAUACCAAUGUCUGUCCUUCCCACCUAGAUGGACCCAGGGCCCAGCAACAAUCAGAAGCCAAGGAGGUGCCCAGCCUCUAAGGAGAUGCCACAGUGCCCGGGUUCCUAUCCAGAGCCACUCCCGACAAAGAUCCGUGGGGCGCUGGGAAACCUCGCAACCUCCUGUGGCCUUCAGUAGCUCAAUAGAAAAAGAUGUGACUCCUGACAAAAACCUCCUGAGUAAGGUGCGAGACGCUGCCCUGUGGCUAGAGACCUUGGAUACCAGACCUGCCAAGCCUUCGCACUCCACCACUGCCUCCAUUGCUGACUUCUUUCUCGCCUUAACCAUCUGCAACUCUGUCAUGGUGUCCACAACCACUGAGCCCAGAAAGAGGGUCACCACUCCACCAGCCAACAAGGCUCUGGGGACUUCCUUAGAAAAGAUUCAACAUCUCUUCCAGAGGCUGAAGCUUUUGAGUCUCAGCCAAUCAUUCUCAUCCACAGCUCCCUCUGACACAGAUCUAGGAGAAAGUCUGGGGCCCAAUGUGCCCACCAUAGACGCCGAUGAGAAAGAUGAUGCAUCUGUGUGCAGCGGGGACUGCUCCACUGACGGUGGCUACAGGAGCAGCACGUGGGAACAGGGUGACAACCUGGGGUCUGAAUCAGGCACUUCUCUGGAGGAGGGUCUGGAGGCCCCAGCUCUCAGCCUUGAUGGACCAGAGCUGUGCUACGAGGCUGAAAGCCCUGAUGAGGCAGCCCUAGUCCAUGCAGCCCGGGCCUACAGUUUCACACUAGUGUCUAGGACACCUGAGCAGGUGACUGUGCGUCUGCCCCAGGGCAUCUGCCUCACUUUUGACCUCCUUUUCACCCUGGGCUUUGACUCUGUCCGGAAGAGAAUGUCAGUAGUGGUGAGGCACCCACUGACAGGCGAGAUCGUCGUCUACACCAAGGGUGCGGACUCAGUUAUCAUGGACCUGCUGGAAGAUCCAGCCUGUGGGAAUGAUAUUGAUGUGGAAAAGAAGCUGAAGAGAAUCCGAGCCCGGACCCAAAAACAUCUGGACUUGUAUGCAAGAGAUGGCCUUCGAACCCUGUGCAUUGCUAAGAAGGUUGUAAAUGAAGAGGACUUCCAGAGGUGGGCCAGUUUCCGGCGUGAGGCUGAGGCAUCCCUUGACAACCGAGAGGAGCUUCUAAUGGAGACAGCCCAGCACCUGGAGAAUCGCCUCACUUUACUCGGAGCCACUGGGAUUGAAGAUCGACUCCAAGAAGGGGUUCCAGAUACCAUCGCUGCACUGCGGGAGGCUGGAAUCCAGCUCUGGGUUUUGACAGGAGAUAAACAGGAGACAGCCGUCAAUGUCGCACAUUCCUGCAAACUGCUGGAUCAGGCUGACACCGUGUACUCCAUUAACACAGAGAAUCAGGAAACCUGCGAGUCCAUCCUCAACUGUGCAUUGGAAGACGUAAAGAGAUUUCAUGAACCACAGCAGCCAGCCAGAAAACUCUGUGGGUACUGCAUUCCAUCUAAGAAGCCAUCUGUUAACUUGGGAGCUAUGGCUCCUGAAAUUGGACUGGUCAUUGAUGGGAAGACACUGAAUGCAAUUUUCCAGGGAAAGCUGGAAAAUAAAUUCCUGGAAUUGACUCAGUACUGUCGGUCUGUCCUGUGUUGCCGCUCCACCCCACUGCAGAAGAGUAUGAUUGUCAAGCUGGUGCGAGACAAGUUGAGCGUCAUGACUCUUUCCAUAGGGGACGGAGCCAAUGACGUAAGCAUGAUUCAAGCUGCUGACAUUGGCAUUGGAAUAUCUGGGCAGGAAGGCAUGCAGGCUGUCAUGUCCAGUGACUUCGCCAUUGCCCGCUUCAGCCACCUCAAGAAGCUCCUGCUUGUGCAUGGCCACUGGUGUUACUCGCGCCUGGCCAGGAUGGUAGUGUAUUACUUCUAUAAGAACGUGUGCUAUGUCAACCUGCUGUUCUGGUACCAGUUCUUCUGUGGUUUCUCGGGCUCCACCAUGAUCGAUUAUUGGCAGAUGAUAUUCUUCAAUCUCUUCUUCACGUCCUUGCCACCCAUCGUCUUUGGAAUCCUCGAUAAAGAUGUCUCUGCAGAAACACUCCUGGCAUUGCCUGAAUUAUACAAGAGUGGCCAGAACUCUGAGUGCUACAAUCUGCCAACAUUCUGGGUUUCCAUGGCUGAUGCAUUCUACCAGAGCCUCAUCUGUUUCUUUAUCCCCUACCUGACCUACCGAGGUUCAGACAUAGAUGUCUUUACUUUUGGAACACCAAUCAACACCAUCUCACUCACCACCAUCCUCUUGCACCAGGCAAUGGAAAUGAAGACAUGGACUGUCCUCCAUGGCCUUGUCCUCCUCGGCAGCUUUUUGAUGUACUUCGUGGUUUCCCUAAUAUACAACGCCACUUGCGUCACCUGCAACAGCCCUACCAAUCCCUACUGGUUGAUGGAAAGGCAGCUCUCAGACCCCAUGUUCUACCUCACCUGUCUCCUCACUCCAGUCGUGGCUCUUCUACCAAGGUAUUUUCUCCUGUCUCUACAAGGGACAUAUGGGAAGUCUCUAAUCUCAAAAGCUCAGAAAAUUGACAAGCUGCCCAUAGACAAAAGAAACCUUGAGAUCCAGAAUUGGAGAAGCAAACAGAGGCCUACCCCUGCUUCUGCUUCUGCCGCAGCUCCUGCCACUGGCACUGUCCACACUCAGCCCCCGUGUUGUCCAGUACCACCUGAAGCCCAGCAGGACUUUGGAGCCAGUACCUCAAAGAGCUCUAGCCCUCCCAGACAGAAGCAAGUCGAAGACUGGGUUCUCCAAGGUCCAAGGUGCAGUAGAGAGCAUUCUAAGGAUGACACGUGCUCACGAGAUACCUUGGCUAAACUUUCUUCUGGAGAAUGCCUUCUGGACCCAAACAGGACAGUGGCUCCCACUGCCUACUCCAGGGGUCAGAAGGAUGCAUCUCGACACUCAAGCAAAGGAAGCCAUCGCAGAUCUCAGAGUUCACUGACCAUAUGAGGGUCUACAGAAAUCAGAGACGGAUAUAAACGCAGAAGAGAUGACUCAAUCACUGAGCAAUCACUCUGUAGAGAGAUGACUGACAGUUGUAUCAAUUCUCCUCACCAGGGUUGACUGCCUUCAGGAAAUGCUGGCCCCUAAAGGGUUGGAGAAAAACUUGACUGCUGGGCCAGUUGACUCUGGCUUUAUUCUGCUGCCAGGAAGCACAUCUUGAGAACGAUAGUCUGGAUGCAGAUAUGGUUUUGCUGCAUUGUGUUCUCACAGCCCAAGCAUGCCCUUAUGAGCUUCUAAGUAAAGCCGUGACCUAAUGCAACUGGGCAGUACGUAUCCACGCCUCCAACCAGUAUUAUAGACCUUGGGAAUGUAUCAGAAUGUGGAAGUUACUAGGUUUGUCAAACCAUCACUUCACCUCAGGAGUUCAAGCUUCAGAAGAGACCUGCACACACUAGGGCUUCAUCUCAAGAUCACUACAACACCAUCUCUUCCACACACAGAAUGGGUUUGCUUCUUUCGUCUACUCCAUUGGUUCUCAACCUUCCUAAUGAUGCAACCCUUUAAUACACUUCUUCAUGUUCUGGUGAUGCCCCCCCAACCACAAAAUUAUUUUGUUGCUACUUCAUAAUUGUAAUUUUGCUACUGUUAUGAACCGUAAAAUAAAUACCUGAUAUGCAACCCACCAGGUUGAAAACCACUGCCCUAGGCCAGCCGAAGAUGAAAAUGAUUUACACACAGUACAACAGAUACUGCCAAAGGCUGUGGGUUUGCAACUCAUGUAAGUAGCAGAAGAAUAUGCAUACUAAAGGUUUUCACUAGUGGACCACAUGCCCCACCAUCUAAGGAAUAUUCUAAAAAGAUAUGGCAUUCUCUUCAUCAAACCACUUAUUUAUUUUGAAAUAAAAUUACCCAUCCUCAUUCAUCGCUUUCAAUAGGAAAAAUCAGAGAUGAGAUCUUAACACUGCUUCACUCAGGAAGAGACUCACAUGACAGAGCAACUAUGAAUGCAAAGUGACAUCUUCAAGUUUAAAACCUACACCAAUCAGCUUAUUCAAGAAUGUCACAGCCAUUGCUGACCCAUGAUUCAGCUAAGUUAAGCAAUCAUGGGGAAAGAACUAUAUGUACUUCGUAUCCCUAUAAAUUGUAAAUGCUAAAAAUGUUAAAGAACUCAAAGAAGUAUUUCUCCAAAAGGUUGUCAAGAGAAUCUAGAUCUUCUAUGGCUUAUUUUCAAGUCUUCAGGGUUAAGUCAAGGAGUGUUCUUUACCCCAGUCUUCCUAAGACAGUGCCUAUAUAUUGGACAAAAAGUCCAAGGAUAGCCUAUCAUUGCAUUAAACCUUUGUACCCAACUCAUCACCACCAGGUAUGAGUUGCCCUGUCACUUAAAUAAUUUCUCAACAAUGACCCAAAGAGCUCCACAGUCAAGAUGGCAAAUGGCAGAGUGACUUCGUGUCCAGGCUGGUGAAAAAACAAAAAGCUGGAAAGGCCAUUUGGAGGACUAUCCUAAACCUCUCCUGUGUAAUGAUGCCAGCAUGAGGCAGAAGGACUUGAGUAUCCUACAGAAAAAUUGAUAUGGUCAUGCGAGAGGUAGGAGGAUAGGGUAUAGGUAAUCCUACCAAUCAGGUAUAAGUUGCUCCAGGUGAAAAGAUUCACCAAAACUUGGAUUUCGCCCCAUCCCAACCCCAACCCCAUUUUCCCUAUGACACUCCCUGUCUGUAAUCCCAGCAAUAUUCUAAAAAAUAACGGAGCAUUGGCUCUAGCAGAUUGGAGUUUAGGUGUUUGCUUUUUCCCAGAAGUCCUUAAAGGACCUUGAAGCAGGUCACCAUGCUUGCAAAUUAAGUUUAAGCAACUCUACCUCCUGGCAGAAGGACAGAAUCCAAAUCGCAUGCAGUGCAAUUCGAAGCUUUCAGAAGCACGGGCAGUACACAGUAGGAACAGAGAGAGUCUCACCCCAGAAGGAAAAGAGGGAUAGGAAAACCAAAGGAAAAUGCAACACCCAAGCCCUUACAAAAACCCAUGCUCUACUCAGAACUCUGAUGCUGCUUUUUUCUUGCCUGACCAACCAACUCCCUUUGCCUGUGAUGGGCCCAUUUUUACAGUUUCCCACGUGCUGGGGAGCCUGGGCCAAUCUGGUCACAAGUGGCCACUUUUGCCAUUCUUCAUGGACCAAACCAACUGUGUGACUGUCUGAUAUGCCACCUCACUCAGAGGGAAGCUCUAACGUUCCCUCUAUAAUGUAAUGCUAGUAACUGUAUGUAGUAUAUGUUGUAUGUGUAUAAUCUUUGUACUGAUAGACCGGAAACAUGUCAUCAUUUUUUUAGAAAGAAAAAUAAACUUGGUUUUUCCAUAGUUCCCUACCAA
Messenger RNA from Rattus norvegicus (Norway rat), 7147 nucleotides. Lineage: Eukaryota; Metazoa; Chordata; Mammalia; Rodentia; Muridae. The record is from RefSeq and is a predicted model, not a curated record.